Colletotrichum paranaense is the source of this 1008-nucleotide messenger RNA. RefSeq lists its product as uncharacterized. The transcript has a single exon. The record is from RefSeq and is a predicted model, not a curated record. NCBI's taxonomy places the organism in Eukaryota, Fungi, Ascomycota, Sordariomycetes, Glomerellales, Glomerellaceae. The coding region runs from base 1 to 1008 and encodes 335 amino acids.
AUGAGUGCCUCGACAUCCACUCCUGACGCCAAGAUGGCAUCGUCUAUGAACAUGUCAUCCCUCGGCAAUGCCCUCUCAGUCGUCGUGGGCCCGAAAGACCCCAAGCACAAGGUCUUCGAGCUCGUCUUCGACUACCUCCUCAAGGAGGCCGAGCAGAAGACCGACUCGAUCCUCUAUUGGACCUCCCGUAACCCUACGCCUGACGCCAGGUCUGGCCUGACGGUUUUCGACCAAGUCGACUACGCCGCGCUCGGCAACCGCGCCCCCCAGCGCAAGCGCUUCCGCAUCGUUGGCAUUCUCAACCAGAUCGACCGCCGCUCCCGCAUCAAGUUCAAGCUCAUCUUCCGCCCCUGGGAGAUGAUCUACGUCGAAGGCGCCGAGCCCGGCUUCGUGCGUGUCGGCUGGAUCUGUCCCACCAGAGACCACUUCCUCAUCUUCGUGGGCGAGCGGGAGAGCAUCCCGCACCUCUAUGCCGCUCUCAUGAGACCUCGCCCCGCCAACUGUCUCAUCACCCACUCCAUUCAGAGCGUCCGCAUCUUCAUUACUGAGUUGUACCGCUACGCCUAUGGCAAGGACUUCGAGGCCAUCCUUCAGCUGCCCAACCUCAAGCAAGUCGCCAUCGACGUUGGCGUCAUCCGCAUCCUCAGCACCCCCAAGAGAAAGCGCCACCAGCACAACUCGGAACUUCCCCUCGACAUUAGGCUGUUCCCGUCCCUUAUCGAGUGGGAGCGCAAGUACCGUCAAGAGAUGAAGCCCGUCUGGGCCAAGCUGCAGCAGAAGGGCAUCAAGCUCGUGUGCUACGCGCCUGGUGCCGGCGACGUGGAGCUUCUCGAGCUCAUUCGAAAGAACGAUGGCAGCGUCCGCAUGAAAUUCCUCGACCCCAUCUGUCAUUGCUACGAUAAUCAGCGUCACCCGGUCAUUCUUGCCAUGAAGGCUGACAACGGUGGUCAGCUGAACAUGCUCAGUCGCGAUGAUCUGGCUCGCGGAGGCGAAUUCCGUAGCGUUUAG